GUAUGGAGAGUCCUUACCAUCUGGUGGAAUAAUCACUGGAAUAGGCCUCAUUCACGGACGGCUUUGCAUGCUUGUGGCAAAUGACCCUACUGUUAAGGGAGGGACUUAUUAUCCCAUUACUGUGAAGAAACAUCUCAGGGCGCAAGAGAUUGCUGCUCAGUGCAGAUUGCCGUGUAUAUAUCUUGUAGAUAGUGGAGGAGCAUUUCUUCCAAAGUGGGCUGAGGUCUUCCCAGAGAGGGAAAACUUUGGUAGAAUUUUCUAUAAUCAAGCCACAAUAUCUGCCAAAGGUAUUCCUCAGAUUGUGCUGGUAUUGGGUUCCUGCACUGCUGGGGGUGCUUAUAUUCCUGCAAUGGCUGAUGAAAGUGUGAUGGUCAAAGGAAAUGGUACCAUAUUUCUAGCUGGACCCCCACUUGUGAAGGCUACUACUCGAGAAGAAGUCUCUGCAGAGGAUCUAGGGGGUGCUGCUGUGCAUUGCAAGACAUCAGGGGUUUCAGAUUAUUUUGCUCAAGAUGAACUUCAUGCUCUUGCAAUUGGGAGGAAUAUUAUCAAGAACUUGCACUUGGCUGGAAAACAGGGAAUGUUCAAUGCAUUAACAAGUAUAAACUUUGAAUAUAAAGAGCCAUUAUUUGAUGUAAAGGAGCUUCGUUCAAUUGCUCCGGUAGACCACAAGCAACAAUUUGAUAUCAGAUCAGUUUUUGCUCGAAUUGUUGAUGGAAGUUUUGUGAGAAUAUUUGGACAACCUGUGCGGAUCCUUGGAAAUAAUGGCAUAUUAUUUAAUGAAUCUGCACUUAAAGGAGCUCAUUUCAUUGAGCUGUGUACUCAGCGUAAUAUUCCUUUGGUCUUUCUUCAGAACAUCACUGGAUUUAUGGUUGGCUCAAGAUCUGAGGCAAAUGGUAUUGCAAAAUCUGGAGCAAAAAUGGUUAUGGCGGUAUCUUGUGCAAAGGUGCCAAAAGUGACUAUUAUAGUUGGCGGAAGCUUUGGUGCUGGGAAUUAUGCAAUGUGUGGUCGUGCAUAUAGCCCCAAUUUCAUGUUCCUUUGGCCAAAUGCAAGAAUAUCUGUGAUGGGUGGUGCUCAGGCUGCUGGUGUGCUGUCUGAAAUUGGAGGAGCCUGCAAGAAAAAGCAAGGAAUUAAGUGGACAAAAGAAGAAGAGGAAGAGUUCAAAGCCAAGGUGGUAGAGGCGUACGAGAGAGAGGGAAAUCCUUAUUACUCCACAGCAAGGCUCUGGGACGAUGGAAUUGUCGAUCCUGCUGAUACUAGGAAAGUUAUUGGCCCUCUGCGUUUCAGCUUCUAUGAACCGACCUGUAGAGGAUACAAGAUAUGGUGUAUUCAGAAUUUUUGGGGGAAGAUUUUGAGGGGCGGUUAUAGCCCAGAUGUGUUCACUUUCAAUACUUUAAUUAGGGGGUUGUGUAGGAACGACAAGAUUGAUAAAGCAACUAAGUUGUUUGGAAACAUGACUGUCUUUGGCUGUUUACCUGAUGUAAUUACUUACGGUACCAUUAUUGAUGGCCUCUGUAAGUGUGGUAUGGUGGACGUGGCAAAAGAACUUUUCUUGGAAAUGAAGAAGAAAGGAAUUUCUCCGAGUGUGAUUGCUUACAAUUCCCUCCUUCAUGGGUUGUGUUGUGUGAGGAAUUUGGAUGAGCUUGAAGGUUUGUUCAUUGAGAUGGUUGAUGAAGGAGUGAGGCCUGAUGUGGUAACAUUCACGGUUUUAAUAGCUGUGUUUUUGCAAACAACGGAGGAUGCAGGAAGCAAGUGAAUUUUUAGACUUGAUGAUUCGGAAGGGUGAAUUUCCAGACACUGUUACUUAUACCACAUUGAUCAGUGCACUUUGUCAACAAGGGACCAUGGAUGAAGCAGAUAAAUUACUAGACUUAAUGAUUCAAAGAGGUGCGUGCCCUGAUGUUGUAACUUAUACUACAUUGAUUGAUGCAUUUUGCAAAGAAGGGAGGAUGAAAGAAUCAACCAGAUUGUUAGGC
Molecule: messenger RNA, 1973 nt
Organism: Rubroshorea leprosula
Lineage: Eukaryota; Viridiplantae; Streptophyta; Magnoliopsida; Malvales; Dipterocarpaceae
Source: the annotation of a GenBank genome assembly